This is a messenger RNA of Athalia rosae (coleseed sawfly), 1787 nucleotides long. Its product is annotated as putative nuclease HARBI1. NCBI's taxonomy places the organism in Eukaryota, Metazoa, Arthropoda, Insecta, Hymenoptera, Athaliidae. The transcript is spliced from 2 exons. The coding region runs from base 793 to 1500 and encodes 235 amino acids. The record is from RefSeq and is a predicted model, not a curated record.
CAUCUUUACUCCAAUAGAGAUCAAUUUUUGGUAAUCGCACCAAUCCCAUCCACAUGAUGAGUCCAAAGAAACGUUUUAUUUCGUUAGAAUUUGUUUCAUACCAUUGAUCUAAACGAUAAGAUUGCUGUUCGCAUUUUCUUUGCGAUGCAUAGAUGUUCGUUUGAUUUGCGAUAGUUUCGAAUAUUUCAUCCGUGACAGAAAGAAAAUAAAAACUAUGUGGUUCUGUACAAUCAAAAUUCUCCGUUUGGCACAUGUUAAUUCUGGUCGAAUUCGAAAAUGUGAUUCUGACUUGAUUACCCACAAGAACACACCAAUUCGUAUCAAACUCCUCUUGUAUGCCAUCUUCAUUGUUAUUGUCUUCUUCACUUUCAGAGCCACUGAGUCAAUUCGGCGCCGGCGUAGUGCGGAAACUCUUAUCAUAUCUGAUGAACUACUUGAUCAACUUUCCACGCUACCUGAUAGUAAUCAAUUUCGUUUGUACGAUCUUCGUAAAACUGCAUUGUCGGAUGAUGAGCUUGACUCAUAAUCUUCAGUUAAACCCAUAUUUAUAAGGGCUAAUUGAAAAAUUUGAUGAAUGUAAAAACUUAUAUAAAGUGACAGAGUAUAACAAAUGUAUGUAAAGAUAACAUCUUCACCAAGCGUAGUGAUAUCGAUAAGUUAGAUCUCUAAUCUACCGUGAGAGAAAUAAGAUAACACGUGCAAAUAAUCAGUAUGAUCUAUUACGCCAUGCAACAGAUUGAACUGAAAAGUGUAAAAAUAAUCUAGUAACAUCUCCGUGAAUAAUAACAUUGAAUGUUGUUUCUUUGUUAUUUACAGGAAUUUCAACAACGCUCUCGAGGAAUAUCCGGGGUAGUUGGAGUGAUAGACGGGAGUCACAUCCCUAUCAAACAACCAGCCUACAACGAAGUUGACUAUUAUAAUCGAAAGGGAUUCCACAGUGUAGUACUGCAAGCCGUUUGUAACGAUAGACAAAUAUUUACAGACAUUUUUAUUGGUUCACGAGGCAGAGUACACGACGCGCGAAUAUAUCGCAAUAGUCCACUGUGCGAAAAUGUAACAGAGCGAAAGCUCAUUCCACCUGGACAACACUUGAUUGGGGACUCGGCUUACAAACUCCACGAAAAUCUAUUGACUCCCUUUAGAGAUAAUGGGCAUCUAACUGAAGAACAAAUCCGGUACAAUACCCGAUUUUCUUCAAUCAGAUCGAUUAUAGAGAGAAGCUUCGCUCUGUUGAAAGGAAAAUUUCGCAGACUGAAAUACAUAGAUAUUGCUGAUAUGGAUUUACUAAAUCACAUCAUCGCAGCAGCAUGCGUAUUGCAUAAUUUCAUUUUGAUGCAUGAACCUCAUGUUCAAGAGUUCGAUAUCGAGGAUAUGAAUAACGCAGAUUUUGCGGAUAACGAAAAUAAUAAUAUUAAUAACAAUGUAAAGAAUUUGGGAAACCAUAAAAGAAGCAGAAUUAUGGAAAUGCUCGUGCAAAAAUUCCGUGCACAUGCUAAAUAAAAUGAUUCUGUGAAUUAUUACAGUGAAUCAGAAAAUUAAUAAAGUGAGUUGUCUUACCUAAAUCAGCUUGGUCACCCGAUGUUUUUGACAGCUGGAAUUCUAAGCAAUUGCCAUUGGUGGCAACAUAUUCUUCUGCGAAUCCCGGCUCUACAAUUGGAAAUAAACUUAUUCUUUACUUUACAUGCAAGUUUAACUUUACACUAAUUUUUACGCGCAGUGUAAUUAUUAUUGAAGAGAAUGAUGAAUGAUUAAUUUUGUAAACCUGUUCGGAUUCUCUGAUGAAUAUC